Messenger RNA from Mucor velutinosus, 1020 nucleotides. RefSeq lists its product as uncharacterized. Gene Ontology annotation, cellular component: chromatin. Bases 1 to 1020 code for a protein of 339 amino acids. The transcript has 3 exons. The record is from RefSeq and is a predicted model, not a curated record. Lineage: Eukaryota; Fungi; Mucoromycota; Mucoromycetes; Mucorales; Mucoraceae. Gene Ontology annotation, biological process: regulation of transcription by RNA polymerase II. Gene Ontology annotation, molecular function: RNA polymerase II cis-regulatory region sequence-specific DNA binding; DNA-binding transcription factor activity, RNA polymerase II-specific.
AUGCCAAACAGAAGAAGAUCCACAGGCCCUAGAUCAGCACCAAAGCUGUUUAAAUGUACUGGCUAUGGUAACUGUGACAUGGUAUUUACUCGUAGCGAACAUCUAGCAAGACACGAAAGAAAGCACACUGGCGAGAAACCUUAUGAAUGCAUUGUCCCUGGCUGCAAUAGAAGGUUCAGUAGAUUUGACAAUAUGAUGCAGCACACCCAGACACAUGAAAAGACCAAAAGAUCCUCCUCAACCACUCUCCAUUCUACUGCUAAAUCUGCUAAAUUAAAUCAAAAACCUUCAAGAUCGCCCACUCCGAUUAAAUCUGAACCAUCAACCUCUCGAUACACGCUUUCAUAUCCCACAUCUGAUUUUAACGACAACAAUAACAAAGAAGAUGUACCUGCAUUAGAACAUUCGUCCAUGGUUGACAGCCGAAAAUUGCCUUUACCAAGAAGAGCCUCUUUGACUUGCACUUCUACCACAUACAACCUACCUCUUACUUCUGCUUCUUUAAUGUAUCCAACCCCUCAACAACAGCUGCAAAAUACGCCUCGCAACCGCUGCUCAUGGCCAAUUAGGAGAGAACCUUCGUUCUAUCAGCAGCCCUAUCAGCCUUAUUCUACUGCGAAUGAAAAUCCUCAUCACAAUUCUCGCCGUAGAUCAUCUACAUCUACUUUAUCUUCAGAGUCAACUUUGGUAUCACCGGUUUCUGCCACAUUUCCUGCCAAUAGCCAUAUCAGAAGAAGAAUAUCCAUUGAAGAUCUCCGUUUGCCAAUUGAACAUUUGAAGAGUAUUCAGUUAGAAGAAAAGCCUAAAUUGGAUGCUGUCGAUAUCACCUCUGAUGAAUAUGAAGCAUUGGAAGGGUUCAGCCAAUUUCAUACAAGAUCAGUAGUUGCUCAAACGCCAUUAUCUCCCACAGAACUGACGCCAUCGCCCAUCUUGAGGAAUGAAAGCCCAAAUUUUGCCUCUCAAGUUUGUGCAAUGAGACAGCGUGUAAUGACGUCGAAUGAGUCCUUCUCAAGAGGUUAA